UAUCGCGCAGAGGCCAGUGACAGCUCGUCAGAGUCGUACUUCACCGACAGGCGAGAGGGUGUGUCAAGACACAUCAUCUAAGACAUCAUGAGACUCAGCGCUAUCACCAUUGUAUUCCUGUGUAGCAGUACGUUGGCCGCACCAUCGCCCAGUCUCUACUCAGCGUCCAGCAGCUCCUGUCGCUGCGGUAUCGUCCGGAGCAGCUCGUCCAACAGGAUCGUGGGUGGCAGAGAGACGGACCCGCAGGAUCUGCCGUGGCAGGCGGCGCUGAUGUGGCGAGGUCACGGCUGGGCCGGCUGCGGAGCGACCGUGAUCGGCAGGCGACUCGUGCUCACCGCUGCACACUGCACCAGCGGGAAGACCGCCGACCGGCUCGCUGUGAUGGUGCGGUCUGACCGCGUCUUCAACCCGGACGCGGAGUCGCUGCGGUUCGACGUCACAGAGAUCAUUCAGCACAGUGGCUACAGCGAGGUCCACAACGGUAAUGACUUCUCCCUGCUUCGUCUCUCAGAGCCCAUCGAGUUCCCUGCCGACGGUUCUAUCGCGCCCGCCUGCCUACCAGCACCCGGAGACACGUAUCUCAGCGCGAACGCAACAGUCAGUGGAUACGGCAUGCUCAGCUGGAAGGGUGAGUUGUCCGUCACUCUGCGCUCUGCGCACGUGUCUGUCAUCUCGAACGCCGCCUGCGAAAGGGCCUAUCCUGGUAGCAUCAAAGACUCGAUGUUGUGUGCUGACGGCGCCGGAGAGCGAGAUGCGUGCCAAGGGGACAGCGGAGGGCCACUAGUCGCCGAGAGGAACGGCAGGUUCAGCCUGAUCGGCGUGGUCUCCUGGGGUAAGGAGUGUGCCGAGCCUGACUACCCGGGGGUAUACGCCAGAGUCACCGAGGCGCUUGACUGGAUCAGAGAGAACGCCUCGGAUGAUGAUUUCUGUGAUUAAAUUCAGCAGUUGAAGUAGAUAAAAAGUAUUUUUCGCCCAUUUUUUAAAGUAAGAUUUUCAUCGAUUACAUAGAUGAUAGACUUUAAACAAAAUGAAUGCUUUUAAGAAAACUCGAGAAAAUUUUUGAAAGUAUACUGAAUUGAGGAAGAGAAGGGCGACCAAACUAUGUCUAAAUUGAUAUUCAUCUGUGAAACAAUACAAAUACACUAUCAAACAUCC
Messenger RNA from Amphibalanus amphitrite, 1155 nucleotides. RefSeq names its product trypsin-1-like. Gene Ontology annotation, biological process: proteolysis. The coding region runs from base 88 to 936 and encodes 282 amino acids. NCBI's taxonomy places the organism in Eukaryota, Metazoa, Arthropoda, Thecostraca, Balanomorpha, Balanidae. The transcript has a single exon. Gene Ontology annotation, molecular function: serine-type endopeptidase activity. The record is from RefSeq and is a predicted model, not a curated record.